AUGGACGACGACGGCGACGGCCUAAAAAACCUCUUCCAAGACCGCGCGCUAGCUUUCAUGUUCGUCGCCGCUGCGACGGUCGCCAUCGUCAUCACGACUUAUCACCUCGUCACCGUCUGUUUCUGCAACCGCUGGCGACCUCGGCGAGACGAUCAAAACUCGCUGCGGUUAGCGCCGCCGGCCUCGCUGACCAGCGCCCAACGGAUCCUGGCGGCGGAGCUCAUCCCAGCGCACAAGUUCCGGAAAGGCGACUGCGACGACGCCGUUUGCGCGGUUUGCCUGAGCGAGUUCGAGGAGGGCGAGGAGAUGCGGGCUCUGCCCGGUUGCGCUCACGCGUUCCACGCGCCGUGCAUCGACAUUUGGCUGUUCUCGCACUUGACUUGCCCGAUCUGCCGCGCCGAUGCCACCGCAUCGCCAGUCAUGCUCCGUUCGCCGGAGACACCAGAAGAGGUGGCGGAGACGAGGCUUGAUAUUGGGAUUGUGGAAGAAGACAUUGCCAUGAUUCAGUCUAGGAGAUCAUCGCCCUGA
Messenger RNA from Morus notabilis, 528 nucleotides. RefSeq names its product RING-H2 finger protein ATL52. NCBI's taxonomy places the organism in Eukaryota, Viridiplantae, Streptophyta, Magnoliopsida, Rosales, Moraceae. The transcript has a single exon. Gene Ontology annotation, biological process: protein ubiquitination. The coding region runs from base 1 to 528 and encodes 175 amino acids. The record is from RefSeq and is a predicted model, not a curated record.